AUGAGCAAUCCAGCAGUGGAAAACGACGACGCGCUGGAGAAAGCCGGCAGUGCCACCGAAGCUCUUUACUCAACUCGCGAUACCUACUUUCCGGCCAACCCCGACGACAAAAUCGCCAGGCUCAAAUCAGAAUCCGAUCUCGCUCUCAACCUCCUCGAUUCCAUUCCUCCCGAGCAGAGGAAGCUUCUAGAGCAGCGUGCGAGGUACGAGUAUCUGAGAGGGAAGAUACUGGAUGUGUUGCCGGAGUAUAAAAGAGAGGCAGAGGAUCAUCUCUCGAAAGCGGUUAAGUUGAAUCCAUCUCUUGCAGAUGCGUGGCUGUGCUUAGGUAACUGCAUUUGGAAGAAGGGAGAUUUGUCGUCGGCAAAGAACUGCUUUACUCUUGCGCUAAGCAAGGGUCCAAACAAGCAGAUACUGUGUCAACUUUCAAUGCUCGAGAGGAAAAUGGCUCAAGGUGCUGAUAAUCAGGCAGAGCUUGUUGAUGAAAGCAUAAAACAUGCCAAGGAAGCUAUAACUUUGGAUGUCAAGGAUGGGAAUUCAUGGUACAAUCUUGGAAAUGCAUGUCUUACAAGUUUUUUUGUGACCGGAGCCUGGGACCACGCCAAGCUUCUGCAGUCUCUAAAGGCCUACCAAAAUGCUGAAAAAGAUGAAAGAAUGAAACCCAAUCCAGACCUGUACUUUAACUGUGCUACUGUAAACAAAUAUCUAGAAAACUACGAAAUGGCCCUUACUGGAUUUGAAGCUGCUGCUUUAAAGGAUCCUGGUCUCAAUGCUAUGGAAGAGGUUCAAAAGAUUGUUAACCUUCUUGACAAGAUAGAUAACUUGUUAAGGGGACAUGCCAGAUCUAAACGACUUGCAUCUUUAGCAUCAUCUCUGGCUGUGGUAAAUUUGAAUUCGUCAUAUAAAAGGGCUACUGUAAAUCUUCUAUCAGAGGGUCUGAACAAAGCAGUAGCAUUAGUGGGAAAAGUGCUAUUCCUCAUCAAGCAUGAAAACGUUGCUCCUCUGUACUAUUUGGCAUGCGAUCCGGAUCAAGUAUGUUUUGUUCUGUCAGUCUAUGGCAUUCAAUAUGAUUCGAUCAAAGAAGGAGACCAUAUAACACUGCUGGAUCCCUUAUAUCGGCAGGUCGAAUUUUCUUGGAAAGAAAAGUUUUACCAGUUCAAAUCAUUUCGUGUGGAUUUCAAAGAACAAUUGCUUGUGAAUGGGAAGGCUCUGACUCCUCACCAUGCAGUCCGCACUACAAUUCAUGCAGACCAUAAACCAUGAAUAGGGGUUUCGGGUGCAGUACAUUUGAGUAGGUACUUUUUUUGCCUGUCAUUGAUUUUAAUGGUGUAUUAUUUGUGAAUAGAUUAGGGGAUGACGAAAGAAAAGUUAUAUGGGUAAUUGAGUAAAUUCUGAUGGAGCUCUCGUUUGGCUUUACAUUUCCAUGGUAUGUGCUCAUGUCUUGGUUGCAUAUGUAAAGAUCGUCUAUUAGUCUAUCUUCAGCUUAUCUUACCCUCACGACUCAUGUUUUGGUUGCAAAAAUGUCAGAAACCAUAUGCCUUGGUUCAUUAAGUGUGCAAGUUAGCUACAGCCUUGUGCGCUGCUGAUAGAUUUAUGCCAGUAUAUCUCAGUUUGCCUUUGCAGUUGUAAAACUAAUUUUUCCUGUACAGGGAUGUGAACCAAAUGCAGAAAUAUACUUUUUUGUUUUAACU
This is a messenger RNA of Fragaria vesca subsp. vesca, 1688 nucleotides long. RefSeq names its product tetratricopeptide repeat protein 5-like. Lineage: Eukaryota; Viridiplantae; Streptophyta; Magnoliopsida; Rosales; Rosaceae. The transcript has 12 exons. Gene Ontology annotation, molecular function: protein binding. The record is from RefSeq and is a predicted model, not a curated record. The coding region runs from base 1 to 1260 and encodes 419 amino acids.